AUCGACACAUUAAAGCAACGAACCGGAAGAGCUGGAGAAAACACUGCCACCAUAAAGUGUGCUGCGUUAUUGUAUAAUUGUCGUCGUUAAAUAUGAUUCCAUCCUGUUGUAAAACAACAUUAAGACACAGUCACAAUUCCCUCCUGCCAUAACACCUAGCACCUGAACAGAUCUAACACUUUAUGAUGAAAACUUAUUACUCUAUUAAAACGAAUACAAUGACUUUUUAAGUCAGGCAAAGCCCUGAAACCGACAACUUGUGCGAUGUGUUAAAACAUUAAACCACGUUUGACUGUCGUUCCCUCCUCCUUCGAGGGUAAAAAACGCCCCGUGUGUAAAUGACACUGCCCUUGAUUCAGAGCGUUUUUCAUUCCCUUAUGGAAAAGGUGGAGUUUGAAAGAAUGAAAGACCCCUCUGUGUGCACCUUGGACCCCCGCCCGUCUGUUGGACGUGUCAUUCCUCAGCUCUCACGUCUGCUCACGUUAUAGCCUAUAAAUCUCGAAUUUGACUGCGUGUGUCUUUUAUGAUCGAGGGACCAUUUCCCGUCUUUUUACGUCUGACUGAGUCGUGUUUUGGACUUUGCAACAGUGUCUCAGAUAUAAAGCUACAGAAACGCGCGCUCUAGAGUCAGAGAUGGACACCUGGGUUCUUCUAAGCGUUCUGCUCGCGCUCACGCAUUACGCGUCAGGGCAGAGCACGAUAAGAUGGUGCACUAUUUCUCCCGCGGAGGAGUCCAAAUGCAAAGCAAUGGUCCAGGCCUUCGCCGGCGCUGCAAUUCGACCCGCGGUGCAGUGCGUGCUCGUCUCAUCUAAAGCCGAGUGCGCUCAAAAACUAACCAAAAAUGAAGUUGAUGCCUUCUCAGCCAGUGCUAAAGAAAUAUAUGACAUUGGCAAGCAAGCCACCUUCAAAAUUGCAGCUGGAGAAUCUGGAGCAGAUGCGAAAGGAAUAACAUACUACGGUGUUGCUGUGGUCAAAAAGACAAAUUCAGCUAUCAACAUCAACAAUCUGAAGGGGAAGAAGUCUUGUCACACUGGCAAGCACCGCACAGCUGGCUGGAACGUCCCUCUGGGGUAUUUGAUUGACCGUGGAAUGAUGUCAGCCAUGGGCUGCAACAUCCCUCAAGGGGUUGCUGACUUCUUUAACGCCAGCUGUAUCCCAGGGGCUAAAGAUGACCCUGAGUCCCUGUGUCAGCUGUGUGUGGGAGAUGGAGCGGGAAAAUAUAAGUGUGAUGAAAGUGUUAAUGAGCGGUACUAUGCAUAUGAUGGAGCAUUCAGGUGCUUGGUUGAGAAUGCAGGUGACGUCGCCUUUGUGAAGCACACAACUGUGAGCAAGAACACAGAUGGUCAGGGGGAAUCAUGGGCGCAAGGCUUGCUCUCUGAGGACUAUCAGCUCCUGUGUCGGGACGGCACCCGAAGUCCAGUCAGUGAUUAUGAGAGAUGCCACCUGGCUCGAGUCCCUUCGAGAGGGAUUGUUGUCCACCCUGACAUCAGCAGUUCAGUGGUGUACAACAUGUUACGUGAAGGACUGCAAAAGUCUGGGUUCCCCAUGUUCUCCUCAGCAGCCUUUGAUGGGACAAACUUGUUGUUCAGCGACAAUUCAACCACAUUUAUCCAAGCAGGAAAUGAAAACUAUGUGGAAUGGAUGGGCCAGUAUUAUUACAUACUGAGAGCCAUAGACUGCACAGAGUCAGACGUGCCCUCUCGUCUGCGCUGGUGUGUCCUGUCUCAUGGAGAGCAGCAAAAGUGCGCAGACAUGGCUGUGGCUUUCAAAAGCAAAAAUUUGAUUCCUAAUAUUCAGUGCAUCUAUGGGGCAUCUGUGGAGGACUGUAUGAAGAAAAUACAAAAUAAGGAAGCUGAUGCCAUCACUCUUGAUGGAGGUUACGUCUACACAGCGGGGAAGAGUUUUGGUUUGAUACCUGCUGUUGGAGAGAGCUACACAGGAGACACUGACGGAAGCAUUUAUUAUGCUGUGGCUGUGCUGAGGAAGAGCAACAGAGACAUCCAGAGAUUCAGCGACCUCAAGAGCAAGCGCUCCUGUCACACAGGUUACGGAAGGACCGCAGGCUGGAACAUUCCCAUGGGUCUGCUAAUAGAAAAAGGCAUCAUAAGACCGCAGACAUGCCAAGUGGCCCAAGCUGCUGGAGAGUUCUUUAAAUCUGCUUGUGUACCUGGAGCCAAUCAGAAGGGUUUUCCCAGUAACUUGUGCGAGCAGUGCAUUGGAGACUUCAGUGGUCAGAACAAGUGUGAAAAAGGCAAGGACCUAUACGACGGAUACGAUGGAGCCUUCAGGUGCCUUGUUGAAGAUCACGGCGAUGUGGCUUUUGUGAAACACUCCACUGUUUUCCAGAACACAGAUGGAAACAAUACAGAUUCAUGGGCGUUAAACCUGGAUUCCCGUCAAUUUCAGCUGCUUUGUUCUCAGGAGUCUCGUGCUGAAGUCACUCAGUACACUAAGUGCAACUUGGCCCGUGUCCCUUCCCACGCCGUUAUGAUAAGACCCGAUACCAACCACCACGUCAUCUUUGGCCUCCUGGACAAAGCCCAGAGUUUCUUUGGAGUUAAUGCUGCCUCGGGCUUCAAGAUGUUUGACUCCAAACCCUACGAGGGAUCUGACCUGAUGUUCAAGGAUUCAACUGUCACUUUAAUUGGUGUAGGAGAGAGGAAGACGUAUGAGGAAUGGCUUGGCCAGAGCUACCUGGAUGCCAUGAUAGCCAUGGAGUGUUCAGCUUCAUCAACAUUGUUUUCCUCAUCCUCGCUACUGCUGAUGUCCAUUGUGAGCUCCCUGGUGUCUCUGUUGGCUUCGUAGCGGGCCUGCCAGCCACAGAAGGGUUCCCAGUCCCUUCUCGACCCUGAUCUUCAUACUCAUGCCGAAAAUUCUAGUAUUUAGGUGAUUCAAGUUCAAAUCAAAUCGUUAUCGCUUAAGCAAUAGCAAUGCCUUUUAUCUGUGAUCGUAAUGGUACAUAGUACAUAGUACACGCCUAGUACAGUUGAUAAGCUUUUUAAGUCAGUCUAAGGAAAUUUUAAGGACCAUCUUAAGUUAGGAAGGACAUCGAGUUGGCUAAAGUCUUUCUUUAUACCAAACCAAAGCUGGUUUGUUAUCGUGACCAUUUGUAUUAUUUGUACUCUGAAAUUGACUCUGAAGGGCAAUAGCCAUAUCAGUGCAUAUGCUUUGCCUGUUACAUAUUUAUUGUACAGUGUGUAUUGCAGCUUUUAAAAGCGACGUUUUAUUAUGUUAUUAACUACUUGAAGGCACAUGCCAUAUCAGGGAAUAUGCUGUGUCUAACAUUUUCAUCUUUGCUGAUUUUUGUAACUGUUAUCAUGCAGUUGAAUGCGGCAUGCACUGGAGUUGUACUACUGAAAGCUGCUUUCCCUCCCGCAUUCAGACAGGUUCUUGCUUGCUUAACUACUUGCUAAACUAAAUCACUUUACGCAAACUCUAUUAGCAAGGCAACAAUUGGCUUGCCUUACUCUGUGAAAUUUAAAUUCUAAAAUACAGAUCAUGCAAAUGAGGUGAAACUACACUAUGAGAAAAAUAAGCAGAAAUAGUGUUCAUUAAAACAUUAAAAAAGUAUUUUUCUUUUACUAAAUGAAAGCUUAUGGGGCUCGAAAACACAUCUUUUUGCUCCAGCUGAUGUUCACAGUGUUCAACACAAUAUCACUUACUUGCUUUCCACCUUUUAUUUCUUUGUUUUUUGAGAUUUGUUUUUAUUUGUUCAGAUACCGUAUCAGUGUAUAUGUACUGAAAUGUGAAUGUCCCACAUUAAUGCCUGCUUUGUCUUGCAAUUUCUUCAUGAAAUGAUUGAGAUAUAACUAAUAUUUAGUUGCCAGGCCAGUGCGUCUGCUCAAGUAUUACAGUAUAUUGUCACUUAUUUUAAAUAAAUAAGCAUCUUGAUA
Molecule: messenger RNA, 3893 nt
Organism: Puntigrus tetrazona (Sumatra barb)
Lineage: Eukaryota; Metazoa; Chordata; Actinopteri; Cypriniformes; Cyprinidae
Gene: meltf
Product: melanotransferrin
Exons: 16
Coding region: 634-2805 (723 amino acids)
Biological process (GO): iron ion transport
Cellular component (GO): plasma membrane; extracellular region; recycling endosome
Source: RefSeq, a predicted model, not a curated record